This is a messenger RNA of Drosophila busckii, 1967 nucleotides long. RefSeq names its product protein Tube (gene tub). Bases 178 to 1692 code for a protein of 504 amino acids. The transcript is spliced from 2 exons. The record is from RefSeq and is a predicted model, not a curated record. Lineage: Eukaryota; Metazoa; Arthropoda; Insecta; Diptera; Drosophilidae. Gene Ontology annotation, molecular function: protein binding. Gene Ontology annotation, biological process: signal transduction.
CACAUACAUACGCACAUAUAAGAAACCAAUGAUGGCGCAUAGGGAAUUUUCGUGAAAACGCCAAAGCAACAGAAACAAGUAAAUAUAACAUGAGUAUAGCGCACAAAUAAUUUAGGCUAGCUGAUGAAUUAGGAAUAACACUCACUGUAAAGCUUUAAACUCAAGCAGCGCAACAAAAUGGAAAUGACAAACGGGCACGGUCGGUCUAUUGUUCGCGCCUCCUCUGCGCCCGACCCAAAAUAUUCAAAAUAUAACCGCUGCACAGAGCUGCGUCGCGUCGACGACAACGAUAUCUAUAAACUGGCUAAAAUACUGGAUGUGAACAGCUGCUGGCGUAAGCUGAUGUCCAUCAUACCGAAGCGCCUGGACGCACAAGCUUGCAGCGCUGCAGGAGCGCUUAAUUACCAAGAAAUUUCCACAAACGUGGGGCUUAAGUACACUGCCCAAGAAAUAAGCCUGAUUGAUGCAGAGCGUUUGUCGGCCGGCCAAAGCAUAUCACAGGUUAUGAUUGAUGAGUGGAAAACCUCUGGCAAGCAGAACGAACGACCCACGGUUGGUGUAUUACUGCAGUUGCUGGUGCAUUCUGAGAUUUAUAGUGCUGCCGAUUUUGUAGCAACCCAUUUCCUCAAUGAACCAAAACCAGAUCGGCCUGUUGAUGGCCCAGCAGCGCACAUUAGCCUUGAUCUGUGUAGUGGGGAUCUAAGUGAAGACAUGGAGGUAGAUGAAGGUGCCAGCUUUCAGCCGAAUACAUCGGCCCUAAAUGCAGCUGCUGCCCAGGGACGUGGCACUGGUAUGAACUUGGAUUACUUUGACAAACAUAUGGUUAGGCGUGACAAAAGCGUGCCACAACAGUUGGAGAACGGGGCUUCUAGUUCAGUGCCUGUAGCACCGCCGCGUGUGUUAAAAAUUUCGCGUCAGCAAAGAAACACGGACAGCAAUGCUGUGCCGACAACAAAAACAACAACCAAUACUGUCUCAUCUGCAUCUAUAACACCGAACAUGCCUAAUCUAUCGAUUCUGAAUGCUAGAAGCGAAGAGCUGGCGCCUGCUAAUGAACAAGUGCAGCAGCAACUGCAAAAUAUACCAAACGUAUCUAUACUCAAUGGCAUUUCCGAGCCGCUCUCAUCUGUAGCAACAACAUCCAUUUCACUGGAUGCUGUACAACAUGAUAGCAGCAGUAAUGGCAGUUCAAUGGCAAGCACAUCUACAACGGUGCCAAAUGUGCCAUUGAUAACGCUUUUAAUUAAAAAUACCAAUUCGGUGAUAAGCAAUACAUCUGAAGCUACCACUGCUACAGCCAGUACAACAAAAUCGUCAACAAUACCGGAAAAGAGCGCGUUGAGCUAUAACAAUUUCCCCAAGAUAAGCGCAUUAAAUUUGAAUACGCGCAGUGACUCUAUAGCAGCUGUAGAAGAAGUAAAUGGAGUUGCAUCUCAUUAUGAUAAUGGCGGGGGCGACAAUCACAGCAGUGGCACAAAUAGUCUGAGUAAUAAUGACGACAACGAUGAUGAUGAUGACGAUGACAACGAUGAAGCAAACUUUGAUCAUCCCAACUCCAACAAUGACUCCAGUCUGACAACUGUUACCGGGACCAGCGGCGAUAAUAGCUUUGAGCUUACCAACGACUCAAGCUCAACCUCAAAUGACGAUUACACUCACAACAUUCCCAAUUUAAGUGAACUUCAGGAGUAAAUCAGCCCGUCCAUUAAAGAGCAAUAGUCAACUUUUUAAAAGCCCAACGCAGACAUUCCUUUAAUCAUCAAAUAAAUAUGUAUAUACAUAGAAUGUAAAUGAUUGCAUAUGAUAACCUAUCUUGGUUUGUAAUGCUAAAUUUUAGUUUGUAUAUAAACUCGGAAGCAUGUAAUACAUACAAAACUAAUGUUACUGGACAUUCCAUGACAGCAGACAAUGUCAUUUGUAAAAAUAAUCAUGGUUUAAAAUUAAUUUUACACUCUAAUAUACAAAUA